This is a messenger RNA of Musa acuminata subsp. malaccensis (wild Malaysian banana), 1743 nucleotides long. RefSeq names its product cytokinin dehydrogenase 6-like. The record is from RefSeq and is a predicted model, not a curated record. Lineage: Eukaryota; Viridiplantae; Streptophyta; Magnoliopsida; Zingiberales; Musaceae. Gene Ontology annotation, biological process: cytokinin metabolic process. Gene Ontology annotation, molecular function: FAD binding; cytokinin dehydrogenase activity.
UCGACGACAAACAUAUCACAGGACGAUGAUCUUCUUGCCCAGGACCAGCUUCAUGUUCUCCUCGGUGGUGGUCGUGUUCCUUGUGGGCGGCCUGCUGUCCAUAGUUGGGCAGCACAAGCCGGGGCCUGCUGUUUCAUUGCUCCAGGAGAUCCACUCCCUGAAGCUGAAUUCCACGGUGUGCGUCGACCCCGAGGCCGUCGACCGCGCUUCCACAGACUUCGGGCUGAUUACGCGAGCCGUUCCUGCGGCGGUGUUCCGCCCGUCGUCGGACAGCGACAUAGCGGCGUUGGUGGGGUUCUCGUACGCGUCGGCUCGGCCCUUCGGGAUAGCCCCGAGAGGCCGUGGCCACUCGGUCAGGGGGCAGGCGCUUGCCCGCGACGGCGUGGUGGUCGACAUGGGUGCGCUGAGGGGCGACGGCCAGGGUCGGAUACGUGUGUGCGGGGAAGGGUGCCGGCCGAGCUAUGUGGACGCCGGUGGCGAGCAGUUAUGGAUCGACGUCCUGCGGGAGACCAUGAAGCAUGGGCUUGCACCCCGCUCCUGGACCGACUACUUGUACCUCACCGUGGGCGGCACCCUCUCGAAUGCCGGCAUCAGUGGCCAGACCUUCCUGUAUGGUCCCCAGAUCUCCAACGUGUAUGAACUGGAUGUGAUCACCGGAAAGGGAGAGACGGUGACAUGCUCGGAGCAGCACGAAGCAGACCUGUUCUUUGCAGUUCUGGGAGGUCUGGCCCAGUUCGGGAUCAUCACGAGAGCUCGGAUCGCCAUAGAGCCAGCUCCAACAAUGGUAAGAUGGGUGCGGCUGAUCUACAAAGACUUUGCAGCUUUCACCAGCGAUCAGGAGAGACUGAUUUCACUGGAGAAGAAGAAGGGGUUCAACUACGUAGAAGGUUCGGUGAUAAUGGCCGAUAGCCUCACCGAUAACUGGAGAUCAUCGUUCUAUGUAGAAGAGGAUAUCACAAGGAUCUCAAGGUUGGCAGCACAGUAUGGUGCAGUCUACUGCUUGGAAGGAGCCAAGUACUAUGACCACGCUACGGCAUCUUCCAUCGAUCAGGAACUCAGAUCGGUGGUGGAUGAUCUGAGGUACUUGCCAGGGUUCGAGUUCAGGAACGAUGUCAGCUACAUGCACUUCCUCAACCGAGUGCGGGAAGGAGAGACGAAGCUUCAGUCCAGGGGCCUCUGGAACGUGCCCCAUCCGUGGCUCAACAUGUUGAUCCCCAGGUCCAGAAUACUGGAGUUCGAUCGAGGGGUCUUCAAGAGCAUCCUCAAGCACAACAACUCGGUGGGUCCGAUCCUAAUCUGCGCCAUGAACAGGAACAAGUGGGAUCAGAGGACGUCGGCCGUCGUUCCCGACGAAGAGGUGUUCUACGCGAUAGGGCUGUUGCGGUCCGGCAUGGACGGGUGGAAGAAUUUGGAGGAGCAAAACGAGGAGAUACUGCGGUUCUGCGACGACGCCGGAAUAAGCUACAGACAGUACUUGCCUCAUUACACGUCUCUUGCGGACUGGAGGAAGCAUUUCGGGGCGAAAUGGGAUGUGUUUGUGGAGAGGAAGAUGAGAUAUGAUCCGAGAGCAUUGUUAUCUCCUGGCCAGCGUAUAUUUACCUCCUCCUUUGCUCAACAUCAAUCCAUGUAAAUACCAGCAUGAAUACCUUAAAGGAUAAGCAUAUUUCUCUCAAAGAAGAUGUAAGAGAGAAGCUCAAGAUUUCCUUUUCUUGGGGAUUAUGUAAAUAUCUUUGUGGUUUCUGU